Lonchura striata (white-rumped munia) is the source of this 1438-nucleotide messenger RNA. The record is from RefSeq and is a predicted model, not a curated record. NCBI's taxonomy places the organism in Eukaryota, Metazoa, Chordata, Aves, Passeriformes, Estrildidae.
UGUUACACUUGCAGAUGUGAUAUCAGGAGCACUUGGCAGGAAGGGCCAGGUACAAACACACUUGGAAAAUCAGUCUAGAUACCACAUACAGCAGAGCCAGAGGCACCAGGUGAAGCAGUACCUGACCCUCGAUACCAAGCUGUCCAGCCAGACGCUCGCCCUGUCCCACUCUCACACAAUCCAGCCAGUGGGAGUGAGCUCCAUUCUCCGGAGUGGACCCAUGCCUCCCGUGAGCAGUGCUGGCACUGCAGAAAGCCCUGUCACCAAGCUGCUGGCCCUCGGGGGCGAACACGAAAAUGCGAUGGAAGAAGUUAUUGAAGACAUAAUCAAUAUGGAAUCAAAUUUUAAUGAUGAAGGGAUAGGUUGUUCUGAAACUCCUUUACUAAUGCAAAGAACUCUAUCUAGCAGCAUUUUGGAUAUAUAUAACAGUGACCAGGGAAUGGCACCAGCUAAUAUGGGUCUCACAAAUGCUUCUUGCCCAGCUAAUCUACCAGUAAAAAGGGAACUUACAGCAGAUACAAGAGCAAUGGCAAAGGAGAGACAAAAAAAGGAUAACCACAAUCUCAUUGAGAGAAGAAGAAGGUAUAAUAUUAAUUACCGAAUCAAGGAGCUUGGCACACUCAUCCCCAAGUCUAAUGAUCCUGAUAUGCGCUGGAACAAAGGAACUAUUUUAAAAGCAUCGGUAGAGUACAUCAAGUGGCUACAAAAAGAACAACAGAGAGCCAGAGAAUUAGAACACAGGCAGAAGAAAUUAGAGCAUGCUAACAGAAGACUUCUGCUCCGAAUUCAGGAACUGGAGAUCCAGGCACGUGCACACGGCCUUCCAGUCAUGUCUUCACUCAGUGCUGUUGAUUUAGCUGCACAAGUCAUCAAGCAACAGUCUUAUCCAGAGGAGAACUCUGUAGACUACUCUCAACAAAUGACUCUGGUACAUAGACAAAAUUCUGAUGUCUGCGAUGGAUCUACAGCCUUUUCUGAUCCACUUUCACACUUCACAGAUUUGUCUUUCAGUGCAGCUUUAAAAGAAGAACAACGACUAGAGGAAAUUUUAUUGGAGGACACAGUGUCACCAUUUGGAACAGACCCACUCUUGUCCUCCACAUCUCCAGCUGCAUCAAAAGAGAGCAGCAGGAGAAGCAGCUUUAGCACAGAUGACGGAGAUGAUUUAUAGAAGCAGAAAGGGUCUCACACUUUCUCUAAACACUUGUUAAAAGACUGAGUUGAACGUAAACAUGGUGUUUGCUCUUAUUUUAAACACCUCUAAGGAGAGACACUAUAAAAUUCAAUUACUACAUAAGUGUUUCAAUCAGCCCUUACUUUACAGGAAAACAAGAUGGACAUGAAUCCAUAUCAUUCUGCACCAAAUUCACCCUCUGUUCACAGCCAACAUUUGCAUAAAACUUUCUUCACUGGGAAUAUUUUUACUAUCAUUUGCUGA